This is a messenger RNA of Vairimorpha ceranae, 1665 nucleotides long. RefSeq names its product dna polymerase kappa. Gene Ontology annotation, cellular component: nucleus. NCBI's taxonomy places the organism in Eukaryota, Fungi, Microsporidia, Nosematidae. Gene Ontology annotation, molecular function: damaged DNA binding; DNA-directed DNA polymerase activity. The record is from RefSeq and is a predicted model, not a curated record. Gene Ontology annotation, biological process: error-prone translesion synthesis. Bases 1 to 1665 code for a protein of 554 amino acids. The transcript has a single exon.
AUGGAUUCUAAUGACAAUGAUGAAUUUUUAGAAACCGAACAACUUAAAAAGAUUGGUAUAGCAACACUAGAUGACACAUUUAACAACAAUAAAGACAACAAGUUAUACAAAAUACGCGAUAAAUCAUACGCAAUUGCACAAAAGCUAAAAAAUUUAUCAAAAUCUGAAAUUGAUAUAGCCAAACAAAAUAUUUAUAAAAUUCAAAAAGAGUUUGCUUUACAAUAUCCGUCACUUUUUAACAGCAGUCCUUUUCUUAUUUACUGUCAUGUUGAUCUAGACUCAUUUUACGCUAGUUGUGAAUCAUUAGAUCAUCCAGAAUACAAAUCAAUACCGUUGGCCGUUGGUAGUAUGAAUAUGCUUACUACUAGUAAUUAUGUAGCAAGAAAGUAUGGUGUAAAGGCCGGCAUGCCAGGAUAUAUUGGUAAACAGUUAUGUCCUACCCUCAAAAUAGUUAAAUGCGACUUUGCAAAGUAUAAUUAUUAUAGUGAACGUGUUAUGAGUGUCCUUUCUAUUUUUGACGAAGAUAUAGAAAUUUACGGCGUAGACGAGGCGUGUUUAGUAUUUGACGAUUCUAAAUAUAAGAAGGCAGUUAUGAAACUUAAUGACAUUGGAUAUAAUAUAUCUGUUUUGAAUCAAGAAGCAUCUAAAGUUCGUGUUUCGCCUAAAAUAGUUGGAUUUGACCAACAUUAUAGCAGCACAAAUAAUUCAUAUAAAAUUUUUACACCGCAAAACGACUCAAUUUACACACCAAUUACAGACACAAAAUUUUCAUUUAGGAAUAUUAGAAAAUUGGUUGACAAUAUAAGAACACUAGUUUUUAUUAGUACAGGGCUGACAAUAUCAAGUGGUAUAUCUGUUACCAGAGGAUUAUCUAAGUAUGCAUGUGGUAUUAAUAAGCCAAAUGGAUCAUUUGUUAUAGAUAAAAAUUUUGAUUCACAUAUUCUUGAUCUUGAAACUGAUAAAAUUAACGGCAUAGGAUUAGCAACGAAAGAAUUACUACUUAAAGCAUAUAAUAUUAAGUAUAUUAAAGAGUUAAGAGACAAUCUUCAUUUUAUUUACUUAACCUUGCCAUAUAAAUCUUUUAUUAAUUUAUUCAAUUUAUCUUAUGGACUUUCAGUAUUUGAUUUCAGUGAUAGAAGUAAUAAACCCGUAAAAUCUAUUGGUAUGAAUACUUCUUUUAGACCCACUACAGAUUUCUCAGAUAUUUGUACUGUAUUGUGGUGCCUAUGUACAUCACUUUGUACAAAACUUAAAUCUAAAUCUUUAGUAUGUAGUACAAUUACUCUACACUAUAAAUUCUCUUCAUUUAGUAGUAGAACUAAACAGUCUAAAACAAGCAAACUUAUUGAUGAUCCGGUACAGCUAUUUAAUAUUUGUUAUGAUUUAUUAUUAGCUAGUAAAGUUAUAUUGGAUACAAAGAUUGUUCCUAAUAAAAUAAGGUUAUUAGGAGUUUCUUGUAGCCUUUUAACAAGUGUAAAUAAAAAAGGGAUGUACAUUUUUACUAGUACAGUGUAUAAUUUCAAAGUUUGUCCUAUUUGUAAAAAAGAGUCGAUACACUUAAAUAAUUUUAUGUUUGAGUGUCAUGUUAAUAGUUGUUUGAAUAGUAAAGAAAAAGAGAAUGCGAAACUUAAGAAUACAUUAGAUUUUUAUGUUAAGAAAACAUAG